This is a messenger RNA of Pseudo-nitzschia multistriata, 1137 nucleotides long. The record is from the annotation of a GenBank genome assembly. Lineage: Eukaryota; Bacillariophyta; Bacillariophyceae; Bacillariales; Bacillariaceae.
CUAGCAGGAGAAUUGGAUUCAACCUUUCUCUACUGCGACAGAGUUCGUACAACGUACGACUUGCAAAUAAAAUACGAAAGCUUGCUAUUGAGUUGCAGACUUACGAUGAUACUUGGUAUUUCAGCAACAAGCACCAAUUAUUUAGAACAUAGGGUUUCCUGCAAGAGCAGGAACGGAUCCGUGGACAUUGGCUUCGGCAACGAAUGACAUGAUGGCGAUCAUGGCAAGACGUCCGUUGUUCAAUUCGCGGUUUUGCUUUGUUUUCAAUGUUUCUGGGUCAACACCCGAGAAGUUGAUCGGAGGGAAGAUAACGGUAGGAAGAUCUCCUCCCUUGGUGUAGUGUGUAGGUUGGGAUUCGGAGAUGAUUUCGGCGAGGAAGAUCAGUCCAAUAAUUUGUUCCUUGCCUGAUUUGUUGAGUAUGUUUAAUGUUUGUACGUGUUCGCAUGAAURCAUAAUUUAAUACCACCGUAUGAACCAAACGACAGAAAACCCAAGUUUUUUCAUCACAUUCGAUCGGACAAAAAAAUGCAUCAGAAAAAUGCAUCCGAAAGGCAUCGCGCCUGGYAAUUACAACAUCACCAACUUUCAAACGACAAAACCACUCACCAGCUUCAGGAACGGCAUCCCAAGCAUCAAAAGGCUUCAUGCUGGAAAGGGAUUCGAAAGAAACAUCCUUGCUGAGCAUACCAGGGAAAUGGAAUCCGGCGGCUUGGACAAGGUAUCCCGUGGUAGCAAGCAUAGCAACACGACUGUGCUUCAAUUCGGCGGCACGGAACCAAGCGAGGGUUUCCUCACUUCCGAGAUCGGCGAGUCCCAAAGGAUCGAAGCCCUUGAAUGGGGCUGUGAAUCCGGCCAUCUCGUCCAACUUGGCAGCACUGAGCGCAGUGGUAGCGGCAUUCUGUGCGGAAGGGGCAAACGCCGAAGCGCUGGAGGCAAGUGCGAGGAGGAGGGCGGCGAUCUUCAUGGUGAAAUAUUACAGUUUGAAUUUAUUUGUCUUUCACGAGCAAAAGGGGAAUACCUUCUUAGUUAGUUCAUCUGCUCGAUAAGAUCGACGUUCUGCUACAUCUCGUACAUCGGUGUCUUUGCAUCACGGAGGAAACUUCAAAAGAUUUGAUUCAACAAAGUAGAUAACCURAA